CUCUUUGGUUCCCGCGGGCCUGGUAGUGCGGUGCGGUCAAUGCCGGGUCAAGGUCUGAGGCCUCGCAGGUCAUAGCCCAGGCUCCCGCGAUCCUGUUGUAGGCUGCCAAGUUCCCCAGCCUCGCUGAGUUCUAGGCGGGAAGGCUGAGCAAGCGGCACUAGGACCCCUGGACAGAGCCUUGGGGAAGGGAGUCGGGGUGGGAGAAAUGCCUUACAAGGUCCCCUGGUGGUCACUGUCUGAGCCCGCAGCCCAAAAUAGCUCCUGGCACUUGCUGGCCAGCCUCAUGGCCGGGAGAUGGCUGCUCCCUCUGACCCUGUGGGGCUAGGUGCACCCCGGGGGCCUGCACUUUCAGAACCCCCUCCGACCCGCUUCCACCGCGUGCACGGUGCCAACAUCCGCGUGGACUCCACUGGGACACGGGCCACACGCGUGGAGAGCUUCGCCCACGGCUUGUGCUUCAGUAGCGAGCCUCUGGCCCCGGGUCAGUUAUUCCUGGUCGAGAUCGAGGAGAAAGAGCUAGGCUGGUGCGGUCAUCUGCGCCUCGGUCUGACUGCGCUGGACCCCGCCAGUCUGGCCGCCGUGCCAGAGUUUUCGCUACCCGACCUGGCCAGCCUAGGCCACACCUGGGUCUUUGCUAUCACGCGCCACCACAACCGUGUACCCCAGGAGGGCCAUCCGGAGACAGAGGCAGCGGUCCCCAGCCGGCCCCCGGCCCUGAUGGUGGAACCGUAUCUGUGCAUUGAGCAGUUUCGCAUUCCCCGGGAUCGCCUGGUGGGCCGCAGCCGCCCAGGGCUCUACAGCCACCUCUUGGACCAGCUCUAUGAGCUGAACGUGCUGCCUCCGACCGCGCGCCGUAGCCGCCUGGGAGUCCUCUUCUGUCCACGCCCGGAUGGCACUGCCGACAUGCACAUCGUCAUCAACGGCGAGGACAUGGGCCCAAGUGCAAAGGGGCUGCCAGCUGCUCAGCCCCUCUACGCAGUGGUGGACGUAUUUGCCUCCACCAAGAGCGUGCGCCUGGUCCAGCUUGAGUAUGGAUUGCCAUCCCUGCAGACUCUGUGCCGCCUAGUGAUCCAGAGGAGCGUGGUGCACCGCCUGGCCAUUGAUGGGCUCCACCUGCCCAAAGGACUUAAGGAUUUCUGCAAGUAUGAGUGAAGGUCUGCAGUCCCCUGAAGCAGGACCAUAGGAAUGCAUCCUGGCCCCAGAGCUGGGGCUGGUCUGAAACUGGCCACACUGCUGCCAGGCAGGACCAGAAAUAAACACAGCUAAUGUUAACACA
Otolemur garnettii (small-eared galago) is the source of this 1276-nucleotide messenger RNA. It is a transcript of the gene NEURL2, whose product is annotated as neuralized E3 ubiquitin protein ligase 2. Gene Ontology annotation, molecular function: ubiquitin protein ligase activity. Gene Ontology annotation, biological process: intracellular signal transduction. The transcript has 2 exons. The coding region runs from base 295 to 1152 and encodes 285 amino acids. NCBI's taxonomy places the organism in Eukaryota, Metazoa, Chordata, Mammalia, Primates, Galagidae. The record is from RefSeq and is a predicted model, not a curated record.